AGAACCACGAAGAAGAGAAACACCCAAAACACGGAACAAGCUAACUCGGGCUAGCCGCUAGCCAAUGGAGUAGAAUGAAGAGCUACAAACCGCUGUAUUUCUGGGCUGUUUAACUCAGCUAGGUUGUUUUUGGCUCAGAAUGCUACAAUGAUAAAGUUCUGCGACUAUGUUCAGUAAGUCGUACCAGCUGCUCCCCCAGGGAGACUCUUCCGCUCCAAGGACUCCGGGCUUGUUUGCAAACAGUGAGAGCUCUACGCAGCGCAGCCGCCACAGAGGACUUUCCUUUGACUACAUCCCCAGUGUGUCUGAAAACGACUUCACUGACACCUCCCAAGGAUGGCUCUCUUGGAUCUGCAACCAGAUUGUCAUCUUUCUUGUCUUCCUGGGCACGUUUUUAACCUUUCCUAUAACAGGAUGGUUAGUACUGAAAACGGUGCCCAACUACCAGAGGAUUGUGGUGUUCCGGUUGGGUCGGGUCUGUCCUCCAAAGGGCCCUGGUGUUGUCCUGGUGCUGCCUCUUAUUGACCAGUGGCAGAAAGUUGAUCUCCGCACUCGUGCCUUCAACAUCCCUCCCUGCCAGGUGAAUACUCGAGAUGGUGGGGUUUUGUUAGUGGGGGCUGACAUUCAGUUCAGGAUCUGGAACCCAGUCAUGUCAGUGGUGUCAGUCCAGGACUUGAAUGCUUCCACCAGGAUGACUGCGCAGAAUGCGUUGACCCACAGCUUGUCCAAGAAGACUGUCAGGGAAAUCCAAUCUGAGAGACUGAAACUGGGGGAUUAUCUUGGGGUGGACAUAAAUGAGAUGACUCGGCCCUGGGGACUGGAGGUGGACAGGGUAGAGCUCACUCUGGGCUCACUUUUGAAGGCACCAGUAGAAGACCCCUCUGGACCCCUCAUCAUGCCCCCCUCUGUGACUGGACUGGAAGGCCUUACUGGCCCCAUUCAGCAGUUGGCCAUGCACUUUCUGAGCCACAAUGGCAAUUCCAAAUCUCAACAAGAGGACAGCAUCACUUUUACAGAUGAGCUCUGCAGUGAACCUACAUUGGCUGUGACCACACCAUGCUCUGUUGAUGAGCUGCUUGAAAGGGUCAAGCUUGUGCUUUCUGAAAUGUUGGUUCACCAGAUCAAGGCCUGUUUCCAGUUUAACAUCAGCUCAGGGGAUGGACAGCACCAUAGUUACUAUGUGGAUUUAAGACAAGGCAGUGGCACCGCUGGAGCAGGGCCCCUCUGUCAGCCUGAUGUGACACUGAGCAUGAGUGAAGGCGACCUUCUGGCCAUGUUUCAGGGUGAACUUCGUCCAUUCGCUGCUUACACCAGUGGCAGACUGAAAGUCCAGGGAGACAUUACAACUGCCAUGAAACUGGAGGAACUUAUAAAGCUACUUAAAAACAGAGCAUUUUAAAACGUGUAUAGGUAUUUAUAAAACCAUUCUUUGUAAAUGUUUUACAUACAGUUAGGUUGACAAAUAAAUAUAAAUAAAGGAAA
Messenger RNA from Betta splendens (Siamese fighting fish), 1482 nucleotides. It is a transcript of the gene stoml1, whose product is annotated as stomatin (EPB72)-like 1. Gene Ontology annotation, cellular component: plasma membrane. The record is from RefSeq and is a predicted model, not a curated record. NCBI's taxonomy places the organism in Eukaryota, Metazoa, Chordata, Actinopteri, Anabantiformes, Osphronemidae. The coding region runs from base 167 to 1399 and encodes 410 amino acids. The transcript is spliced from 7 exons.